This is a messenger RNA of Calidris pugnax (ruff), 5513 nucleotides long. It is a transcript of the gene OSBPL10, whose product is annotated as oxysterol binding protein like 10. Gene Ontology annotation, cellular component: membrane; cytosol; intracellular membrane-bounded organelle. Lineage: Eukaryota; Metazoa; Chordata; Aves; Charadriiformes; Scolopacidae. The transcript is spliced from 13 exons. The record is from RefSeq and is a predicted model, not a curated record. Bases 1 to 2475 code for a protein of 824 amino acids. Gene Ontology annotation, molecular function: cholesterol binding.
AUGGUGUGCGUGCGAGGCCUGGCAGGGAUGGAGGCCGGGCACCCUCUCCCCGUGCCACCAGCCUGCGUGCACAUGGGCCUCCACGGCCACCCUGACCCCAGGAUGGCUUUCCUCUGGGGUCACCCCUCCGUGUGUCAGGGCUCGGGGGGUGCGUGGGGCACCCCCGUGUGCCCCCCGUGCGUGCGUGUCCUGCCUUUCCCCUCUCGCUGCCUGUCUCCCCGUCUGCCUGCGUGGCACCCGCCCCACGGGCAGGGCCCUGCGCGGCUCCCGCCGCCGGAGCAGCCUCCUGCCGGCCGCUCGGGCAGGCGGGGCGGCAGAGGGAGCCCCGCCGAGCCGCCGGGCGCCAACGCCGAAGGAGCAGCUGGGCGUAAGGACGGGGCAGGGGGCGCAGGGCGGCCCGGUCCCGGGGCGGGGGGCGCAGGGCGGCCCGGCCGGAGCGGUGGCCGCCGGCGCUGCCGCCGCAGGUACUUUGUGCUGGACUUCGAGACAGGGAUUCUGCAGUAUUUCGUGAAUGAACAAAGUAAAAACCAGAAGCCCCGAGGAACCUUGUCCUUGGCUGGAGCUAUAAUAUCACCCAGCGAUGAGGUGCCGCACAUGCUGGUGGUCUACUCUGCUAAUGGAGAGAUGUAUAAGCUGAGAGCUGCUGAUGCAAAGGAGAAACAAUACUGGAUAACUCAGCUUCGAUCCUGUGCCAAACAUCACAAGGAAGGUAAUUCUAAGGGCAUUUCAUCCUCGCGAAGUAGAAGCUCAUCUCUGCUGCCGCCUGGGACGGCUAAUUCUGCAUCUCCUAGUGGCCAGAAGCAUAUGAAUCAAAGUCCAAGUGUUGUAACCAUCACUCAUCACAAAUCACCUGCAGCUGCUCGAAGAGCGAAGAGCCAGCGUUCUGGUCAACUCCAUGAAGUCAGAGAGAUCAUGAGCCAAGUUGAAGGACAACAGAAGAAUCUCGUACAAGCCAUUGAAGCUCUCCCAAGUUCUGGCCCCCUUUCUGCCUUGGAUCAGGACUUGCUGCUUUUAAAAGCUACCUCUGCUGCCACCCUGAGCUGCCUUGGAGAAUGCCUGACUCUGUUACAGCAAAGCAUGCAUCAAGUGGGCCAGCAUCAUAACAGGACACUGUCAUCAGAAGGUAUCCUGGGAUGGCCUGGGCCCAAGUCGCACUCCACAGAGCAACUGAAAAAUGGUGCCCUCAGCUCUUUAUCAUCUGCUAGUGCCAACAUCACGUGGGCAAUAGUACCAUCUGCAGCCCAGGAUGGACACUCACUACAGUCAAAUACGGAGCAUUCAGCUUCAGAGUUGAUCCUAGUUGAAGAUGAAAUGACAGAUACUGAAGAUAACGAAGAGGAGGAUUUAGGAGUCAUGGAUGAUCAACGUAGUGUAAUUCUCCAUCUCAUCUCUCAACUCAAACUUGGCAUGGACCUUACCAGGGUAGUGCUUCCAACAUUUAUUUUGGAGAAAAGAUCCCUGCUGGAGAUGUAUGCAAAUUUCAUGGCCCAUCCAGACCUGUUUUUGUCAAUUGCAGCUGGAGCCACUCCCGAGGACAGAAUUAUCUGCUUUGUGGAGUAUUAUCUAACAGCUUUUCAUGAAGGCCGAAAGGGAGCGGUUGCCAAGAAGCCCUAUAACCCUAUAAUUGGUGAAACGUUUCAUUGCUCUUGGGAUGUGCCUAAAGAUAAAGUGAAAGCGUUCAGAACUAACGGUGCCUCCACGGUUUCUAAGGACCCAACCAAGGAGUUUGGCCAGGACCAGUCCACGUGCUACAAGCUGAGGUUUGUAGCGGAACAAGUGUCCCAUCACCCGCCGGUAUCUUGCUUUUACUGUGAGUGCAAAGAGAAGAAGAUGUGCGUGAACGCUCACGUAUGGACCAAAAGCAAGUUUAUGGGCAUGUCCAUAGGUGUCUCUAUGGUCGGGGAAGGUGUUCUUUACUUGAUGGAACAUGAAGAAGAGUAUGUGUUCACCCUGCCUAGUGCCUACGCUCGCUCCAUACUUACCAUCCCGUGGGUGGAGCUUGGGGGGAAAGUCAACAUCAAUUGUGCCAGAACGGGCUAUUCUGCCACGGUCACGUUCCACACCAAGCCAUUCUAUGGAGGGAAGGUCCACAGGGUGACAGCCGAAGUGAAACACAACCCCACCAACACCAUCGUGUGCAAGGCACAGGGAGAGUGGAACGGGACGCUGGAGUUCACUUACAGCAACGGGGAAACCAAAGUGAUCGACACCAACAAGCUGCCGGUGAUGAGGAAGAAGAUUCGGCCGAUAGCGAAGCAAGGGCCCCUGGAGUCGAGGCACCUCUGGCAGCACGUCACCAACUCUCUGAAGGAAGGUAACAUUGACGCGGCGACAGAACACAAGCACUGCCUGGAGGAGAGGCAGCGGGCAGAGGAGAGGCAACGCGCGGCUCUUGCGACACCGUGGAAACCAAAAUAUUUUGCCAAAGAGGGCGAUGGUUGGCUCUACUUGAAUCCUCUCUGGAAGAGCCAUUGACGGGAAUAGAGCGGUUGCCUCACGACUUCACCUUAAAAAGGCAUGAAAAUGAUCCAGUCUGUAACUUCAGGAUGUCUCUGAACAGGUCAUUACCAGAAGAUCCAAAGGAGAAGUGAUGUACUGUGAAUGAUGCAUCUCAAAAUAACCACAAGCUCAAGUUUAUUCAGGAGCCAUUUUGUGUGUGUGGGUACACAAACACACGCGCAUGCGUCCGUCCGUACACACGGCUAUACACGCAGUGUGUGUGUGUGUUUGUGUGUGUGUUAUUUACACUACAUGUAAACAGGUAUAAACACUAACAGUGAUUUAAAGACCUUUUCCUCUAAGUGUUAGGGCACAGAACUCCAGCUGGGCUCAGCUGGGGUUCCCCGAGUUGUGUGCUUGCAGGAUCAGGCCCUGUGCUAGUAUUUAAGAAAAUACUUUUUUAUUGUUACCGGUUUAAGGUUUUUCUAUUUUUCACUUUUGCCAAAAAAUGUUUUGCACUUAAAACGUGACGUGUCACUUAAUGGCAGUCGUCCUGUCUAAACACUCAUUGAGUAACUCACUUUGACAUAAGAAUGAUACACUGACAGCGCUCGCUGCCCGGGACGCUGGUUUAAGAGCAUGUUUCCUGUCACUUAGGAGUGUGAAUUCUCUGCCAUCUUACCAGAAGUAGCAAUACCUUCUCGAGAACGUUGUUGGCACUAACCCGUUGCGUCCUCACUUUUUUUGUUUAUUGGUACUUCCAGCUGUUUAAUGGAUCUGUGGUCACUGGUGAGCCAGCUGCUCUGGUCAUCCAUUGUGCUGCGUAGCGUCCUCUGGCUGCUCUUGUGCCCCUGAUUUGGGGUUAAUAUGGUUACAUGUUCCACUGAAUCCCUUCUGGCAGAUGGAGCUGGUGGUGUUUCCAGCUCACCCUUGCCUCAUGGAGCCCGACUGCUGUGGGGUGGGAGAGGAGCCCCGUGCUGCUGUGGUGGGUGUCAGCCCCCCUUCCCCGUGGCCAGGGGGUGACUUCCCUGUGCUGCUCUGGGGAAUCAGCCGCAGCGGGGCUGGUCGGAGCCCUUCCUCCCCUGAGGAGGCUCCAGGCAGACCCGUGUCGUGAUUUCUCUUGCUUUUGGCCCCAUUGAUUGCUUCCAAUGAGAUACUUGGAUGAGUAGAGGUGAUGAUGUAACAAGCCCUUCCAGAUGAAUGAUUUUCUGAUGUAAAAGUAACAAUUUUAGUAAAUUAUUCCACCGAGACAAUAACUUUAUUAGUAAAGCAAAUUAAAUGGGAUAGAAUUUUUUUUGUAAAGUAAAAAGAAAAAGUAAGUAAACAAUCCUGUAGCUUGAUCUUGCUUUGUGGCAACCACUGUGACACUGACAAAGUGGGUUCUGAAAGCGUGUUAAGGCUUCGUUGCUUUUUUAGUUUGUGUUUGUUGAAAGUGAAGGUGGUUUUGAGAGAAGUGGCAACAAGGGGCAAGUGUAAAACGUGCCGAGUCCUGCUCGGUGCCGCUUCCUGCAGCGCCCCGUCCAGAACCCCCCGUAUUGCCGAGGCAGAGCAGCAUGGGUGCCUGCCUCUCUCUAGCGCGGACUCAUUCUGUGCCUUCUCUCUGCUUUCUGAAUACAGUAACUUAGGCUUUAGAGAUACCACACGAAUACAUGUAGGUCAAAGCACUGCUUCUAUCUCUUCUUGUGUAUCCUGCAUUUUAUAGUAGUUAUUUUUGGCAGAUGUUAAAAUCUAGAUGUUAAAAUCCCUUAAGCAACUCAGAAGGCUAAAUGGAGGUGUGUGCACAAGGAAACAUGCCCUUAGUUGUUCAUUUGAACAUAGUAUUUAAUAGACCUUUACAUUUGAACUUCAGAUCCCUAUUUAAUGAAGGUGUGGCUCCUCUUUCCUCCUAAAUGUUAUUUUGUCUGCUUGUACGUCCUUUUUUUGCACAUUAGAAGAUUAAUGUUAUAAAUGAUUUAAAUCCUAUUUUUUAAAAAAAAACGUGGACUUCAUGAGCUUGGUUUUGUAACUGACACUUUUUUUUUUUUUUUUUAAAGGAAAAAAAGUCUUAUCUUUAGGAAUAGUUGGUGUUUUUCUGUAACAAAACCAAAAUGAUGCUGCGGUAGCAGCCACUGGAAGGCUACCACACAUCAUCAGGAGAAGGUGUACUUUAUCACCUGCAAGAGUUAACGUUGUCCUGGAUCCACUCUUGUUCUAGAGGUUAGUCUGAGAAGUAAGUAGCAGUUUUCCUGCAGUGUGUAGUAACAUCACAAAGAACAGUCGGAAACAGAGAAUUAAACACGUGGAACAUCCUCCCAAACUUUGACUUUCAGGCCCCAAAGCAGCAGCCCCACACUCACUAGAAGCAGCCAUCGCAGACCUCUCCCCGGGGAGAGUAGACCUCUCCCACCUCCGAGGGUAGGACUGUCGAGGCAACAAAGAUGCCGUAGCCAUUCUUUUAAGGAGAAAUUUGAAUAAUUCUACGCUUGUAAUUUAUUGCAGAUUUCUUUCUGUCUGCAUGGUUGGUUGUUCCUGCAUGCCCACAACAUUCCACUUGUGCUCUGAGAAAUGCUCCGUUUUGUUCGAUGCUGUGACCAAUCCCCUGAUGCCGGUACCGCCCUUUCUUUCCCAAAGUAACUUGGGAGGAGACAAACACAAAAAUAGCCCUUUCUGAAAAGAUCCCAUCAGGGAGAGAUUCCAGAACAAGAUUCACACGCCUCAUUUGAUUUUUUUGAUAGCUACGUGUUCAGUAUAUUUUACAGGACUGAAAAGUAACUAUUCAUAAGCCUUAUUCUGUAGGUUGUUCCAGUAGCCGUCUUGGACUUGCAAGUGAAUCUUUUCCUUCUCAAGUAGCCAAUGUACACUCUGAAUUGUAAUGUAAAAACAUCCAUGUACUUCAAUUUAACUUUUUUUUUUUGUGCACACCUGUAGAAAGCCUAUGCAACCUUUUUCUUUCUUAAAUUAGAAAUGUUCGGAAAGAAAAUUUAUACCUUUAUCAUUUGAAAGAUGCUCUGGCAGUCUCUUCUGAUUUGCCUUCCUUUCAUAAUUUGUGAAUUUAAAAUGACAAAUGCUCAUGAAUAAAAGGUUUGUUUCAUUUA